UCGAGUUGAGCUCUCUCAGGAUUUGACGGAGUGACUUAACCCACAGCUAAGUUUCAACAACGGAUUUUUAAAUUCCGAGUUUUAUGACAUACGUGAUAAGUUUAUAACCCGAGUGACAACAGAGGAAUCUAUUACCCCUAGAGUCACGGGGUAACAAGCGCCGACAAAACACGAGUGUCACAGGUGGACCAAUUGUAAAUACACCCGUAGGGCACAAACAAGGUGAAGUAUUUCGUAAUCGAGCCAUCACCUGUGAUGUGACUACUAAAGCAGGACAACUGUGUUCUUCCAUCCAUUUUUCCACGGGCGUUGUGGUAACAACACGUUUUCACCGCUAUAACGCGAGUACCGUUACACAGUGUUAACGGCCGUUGGAUUCUUCUGGUGUUAUUGAACGCAGCGUUAUAGUGAGGAAUUCAGGGGGCCGCCAUGGAACGGUACAACAAUCCCGUAUAUGAUCCCGUGUAUGGUGUGGAUCGUCAACAGCGGAUAUUUGAGCAACCCUCGGUGUCUACGGUUGGAAGGUCGUUGUCAAGGGAGGUCACUCUAAUCAUCUGAGGUCAGACGCAUAAACAUCCAAAAUGGCGACGUCUUGGUAUCCACCUCUACCAACAGGAUGGGAAGCUCGUUGGGAUCCGAACCAGAGAGCAUACUUUUUCAUUGACCAUGUCAACAAGGGGACAUCGUGGGAGGAUCCCCGCUUCAAGAAACCAACCCAGCCUCAAGCUGCUCAGGCACUCAGCCACACUGGUGGAGCUUCCCAAUCCCAUCAUGCACAGCACAGGGGUCAAGGUCAACGAGGGGAGAGCAUCGCUAUGCGAGAUAUGCAAAGACGUGGGCCUGGCGCACAGUCACAGCAACAAGACACCUCACUUUCGAGAGCAGACAGUGCUAUUGUACAGAAGGUCAAGGCUUUUCUGCCCACCUGCCCUGAAACUGUCAUCAAGCAGACUCUCAUCAAGAACCACAACCACUACGGACACACUGUGUCGGAGCUGUUGGGGAAGGGGUACACCAAGGAGCAACCGGUGUUACAGCUGACCAACACCCCAGCCUCUCGACUCAAGGACAUGUUUCCAGCGGCCACGGCCGGGGUCAUCCAGGACGUGCUCGCCAUGUGCAGCAACAAUGAAGAGGAAGCCAAGGAUCAGCUGAUCGAUCUUGGCUUUCAGCCAGCUCACGGCUCACGCAGUACAAGUCGAACAGUGUCUCCUAGCCACUCCCCUCGCCAUCACGAGACGACUUCCCACUCUAGCUCCACCCACUCUAGCUCUUCCCACCUCAGCCCCCGCCACACAACGUCCGGACACCGGCGCUCGAGUGGCAACCACUCACGCCACUCUGCUACGUCCCCACAACCAACAGCACAAGACAGGCCAAACAUGUCCGAGGCAGAGAAGGAGAGAGUGAAGUCCAAGCUCAAGUCACAGUAUCCCAAUGUUGGUGCCGACAUUGUGACAAUGGCGCUAGAAGCUACAGGCUACAACGAGGAGAGCGCCAAGAGAGUUCUUGGUGGGACAUACAGCUCUAAAAAUCAGUCUUCUGGACAACGAGCUUCUGCCAGUGCCAGCUUCAGCUCACAAAACGGUCGCUCAGCCUCUAAUAAUGCUCCCGUUGCCAUGGCAUCUGAGGCCAGCCUUGACCCUGUGGCGUUUACUGGAGACCGCCCAACGGCCAGCGAAGGAAGGACCCAAGGGUCUAGCCAUGCAUCCUCCAGCAGUGAAACAACCGCUCACGGUGCACGGGGGUCGUCCCAGGACAGGCGGGGUGCCACGCCCACAUCACAGCAACAGAAGGCAAAGCAGGUCACAAAGAUGAGCGAGCAGCUUUUGACUACCACCAAUGACAUGCUCAAUCACCUCGCAACCUCUUGUUGUCUGCGUGACGCCAAGGACAGUGUUCCUGAUGCUGACCAAUCACAGCACAGCUUACACAGCAGACAUCGUGUUCGCCCAACUGCAACUCACGUGAAGUCCCCAGCCCGACGAGUGGUCACAUCACAGCCCAGGAGGAAUGAGUCUGCGUACAAAACACAGGCCCAGGGGCCCAACCCAGCCCUGAGGAAUGGGCCAGACAAGACACUGCUGCUGUCGGAGUACACACCCACACAGGGCCCCAACCCAGCAAACAGAUGUGGACCCGACCGGGGUCGAGUUCAUGGGAGCCAGGGUGCCCAGGGGCCGGACCUGUCCCUCCGAUGUGGACCCCAGAGUGAGAUGCACAAAGGUCCAAGCAUUGAGAACCUGAGCGAACCAAAUGCUCUCUCCCUUCUUGUGUCGGCUGUCUAGACUCACAGUUAAAGGGGGACUAGGUGGACAAAACUUGGCAGUCCCACCAGCUUCAGUGGAGACAUUGAAGACAUGGACUGUUUGUCUGGUACUGACAUUUUCUGAUGUACAAGUUAGGGGUGAACGAUACAGCAAGGUAACGAUACGAUACGCAUCUCGACACAUAGGUCACGAUACGAUCACGAUACACACGUUCACGUCUCACGUGGAAACUUCUUGACUAUAAAUAUUUCAGAGCA
This is a messenger RNA of Haliotis rufescens (red abalone), 2527 nucleotides long. RefSeq lists its product as uncharacterized. Gene Ontology annotation, molecular function: protein binding. The record is from RefSeq and is a predicted model, not a curated record. Bases 582 to 2288 code for a protein of 568 amino acids. The transcript has 14 exons. NCBI's taxonomy places the organism in Eukaryota, Metazoa, Mollusca, Gastropoda, Lepetellida, Haliotidae.